AUGGAUGUUUCUCUGAGCAUCCCUGCUGCCCGCGGCGUCGGCAACGACACUGACAUGAUGGUGAUGCCUCGAAACUCGCCUUCCUUUAAGAUCGUGCCGCUGCACGACGAGAUGGCCAAACCAUCGUCCGGCGGUGGCGGCAACUCAAUCCUCUGCGCCGAGAGGGCGGCGGUGCUCCUCGUGAAGAAGGUGCUGGCCGAGCUGCUGGGGACGUUCCUGCUCCUCUUCAUCCUGCUGUCGGCGCUGAUCAUGAACUCGACCCACGAUGGCGCCCUGGGCCUGCUGGGUGUGGCGGCGACGGCGGGGCUGGCCGUGACGGUGCUCAUGGCGUCGCUGGUCCACGUGUCCGGGGCACACCUGAACCCUGCGGUAAGCGUCUCCAUGGCCGUGUAUGGCUACCUCCCGCGCGCCCACCUCGCGCCCUACAUGGCCGCGCAGUUCCUGGGCGCCAUCUCCGCGUCCUUUGUCGCCAAGGAGGUCUACCACCCGGCGAACCCGGGCACCAUUAUGGCCACCGUGCCCACCCUCGGCACCGCGGGGACCUUCUUGGUCGAGUUCCUCACCACCUUUGUCCUCCUCUUCGUAAUCGUCGCCCACGCCACUGAUCCCAAGGCGGUGAAGCAGCUGAUAGCAGUGGCAGCCGGGGCAGCAAUCAUGAUGAACGCCCUUAUCUCUGCGGAGUCAACGGGAGCAUCCAUGAAUCCGGCGAGGACGCUGGGGACGGCCAUCGCCACCGAGACGUACACCAAGAUCUGGGUCUACAUGGUGGCGCCCCCGCUUGGAGCCAUCGCCGGGACCGGUGCUUACAUUGCGCUCAAGCACUGA
Hordeum vulgare subsp. vulgare (domesticated barley) is the source of this 825-nucleotide messenger RNA. Its product is annotated as aquaporin NIP3-3-like. The record is from RefSeq and is a predicted model, not a curated record. Gene Ontology annotation, cellular component: membrane. The transcript has 3 exons. Gene Ontology annotation, molecular function: channel activity. Gene Ontology annotation, biological process: transmembrane transport. Lineage: Eukaryota; Viridiplantae; Streptophyta; Magnoliopsida; Poales; Poaceae. The coding region runs from base 1 to 825 and encodes 274 amino acids.